Molecule: messenger RNA, 1597 nt
Organism: Arabidopsis lyrata subsp. lyrata
Lineage: Eukaryota; Viridiplantae; Streptophyta; Magnoliopsida; Brassicales; Brassicaceae
Exons: 2
Coding region: 253-1506 (417 amino acids)
Source: RefSeq, a predicted model, not a curated record
AGUACAUAUAUCAAAUAAUGUAAAUAUUCCUUAUAUACCUAGAUACUCUCUAGAACAUUCCUUUGUAUCAUAUAUAUAGUUCUCCUAAAUGAAUAAGAUCUCUACGGAGUUUUACCCUAACUUACAUGGUAUCACACGCUAAACCCUAGCCACCAAACUAAAGCGAUCGAUCCACCUCCGCUCUCGUCUCUUUCUCUCUAAACACUUUCUCUCUCCUCUGUUCCUCUCUUCCUCUUUGAAUCUCUCUCAGCCAUGGCUCCUCCUUCCUCUUCCAACGAAAAACUCUACGGCAUCACACAGAUCAAGGCCUACAUACCAAUCUUGCUAGAUAUGGCCAACCUUUACUACAACCUGUGGCGUGAGCUCUUUGAGACCCACUGUGUGAGCUUUGGUGUCUUAGGCCACCUUGAUGGAUCCACCAAAUCAACUCCAGAGAUAGCAAAAGAAUGGAAGGAGCGAGAUGGCCAUGUCAAGAUGUGGAUUUACGGCACCAUCUCUGAAUCCAUCAUCGACACUGUUCUAAAAAAGAACUCCACUGCUCGUGAACUUUGGCUCGCCAUUGAAACUCUCUUUCUUGACAACAAGGAGGCGCGUGCUCUUCAGCUUGAAAACGAGUUACGUACGAUGGUGAUUGGUGACCUCUCUGUUCACGACUACUGCAAGAAGAUGAAGAAUCUAGCUGACCUACUUGCCAACAUCGACUUUCCCGUCACUGACCGUGCGCUUGUGAUGCAUAUGUUGAAUGGCUUGUCCGACAAGUUUGACUCCAUUAUCAACGUCAUCAAACACAAGUCACCAUUCCUAAGUUUCCUUGAGACACGAUCAAUGCUCCAGCUGGAAGAAGACCGCCUCUCCAAACAGAUCAAGCCAAGUGAUGUCCACCAUGACACGUCAUCUUCCUCCACCAUCCUCUACACGAUAUCUGAUGGCUCUCAACGUCCCUCUGGUCAAAAGUACAACUCUGGCCGUGGCAACAGAGGACGUAACCGUGGAGGAGGACGUAACAGAGGCAGAGGACGCUACAACAACAAUUGGUCUUACAACCAGUUUUCAUCUCCGUGGACUUACAACAACCAGUGGCAACAUCCACCGUUCUAUGCCCCUAUGCAGCCACCACAACAGCACACUGGAUACCCUACCUUCGGUCAAGGUCCAUUCCAGCCCACAAAUGCGGCUCAUCCUGGCAUACUCGGUCCACAUCCGUCUCAGCCCACUCACGCAGCACAUAUGGCUAAUGUGUACCCGUAUCCAACACCGUCAGCGCCCAUGUCACAACUUCCUCCUGGCCUCAUCCACGCGUUUAACACGAUGACCUUGCAGGAACCAGACCCCAAUUGGUACAUGGACUCUGCCGCAACAAGUCACAUUACCUCCAACAUAGGUAAUCUACAAUCUACUUUUAAUACUAGCACCAUGCCACUUGUUACCGUUGGUAACGGAUCCCUAGCCCCUGUUGAGACAAUUGGUCAUGGAUCUCAAAACCCGGAACAAACUCCUCCGAUGUGACAGCUCGGGACCCCUCUACUCCGUCACACCAUCUUCAUAUCCUUCUUCUCAUCACGCUCUUGCUGCUACAACAUCGGAUAGCUUUAUUUGG